AUGUUGAUUUGGAAUGUUAGAGGCAUGAACAAAGCUAGUAGAAGAAGGGAUAUUAAAAGACAUAUACAUUCUUUGAAGCCAAGUGUGGUUGGAUUGUUAGAGACAAAAGUUAAGUCAUCAAAAUCUCACAGAAUCACAAAAUGUAUCCCUCCUCUUUGGUCAUAUUGCAACAAUUAUAUUGCUUCAAAUAGAGAAACAACUAGAUCAUCUUUAUGGACUGAUAUUAGUGAUAUACAUAAGCAAUAUCACACUCUGCCAUGGUUGUUAGUGGGAGAUUUUAAUGUUUGUAGAUUCUCUUCUGAAAAAAUUGGUGGUACUCAUCUGUCAGUUAAGAAGCUACAGGAGUUUAAUGAUUGUAUUCAAAUUUGUGGCCUUUCUGAUAUCAAAAGUACUGGUUCAACCUGGACAUGGCACAAUAAACAAAAGGGCAUACACAGAAUCUAUGGUAAACUAGACAGAGCUCUGGGAAAUUCUAAGCUGAUUGAUCUAUUUCCUCAAGUCUUUACAGAGUAUAAAAAUACCUCAUCAAGUGAUCAUACUCCAGCUAUUAUCCAUCUUCAGCCUAAUGUUAAUUCUGGUCCUAAGCCUUUCAAAUUUUUUAACUAUUGGAUGAAAUGUCAAGGUUUUUCUGAUGUUAUCAAAACUGCUUGGGGAAAACAGUUUACAGGUUCUCCUAUGUUUAUUUUGGUAUCUAAACUAAAAGAACUCAAGUCAGCUCUGAAACUCUGGACUAAACUCUCUCCUGUAUCCACUACAGCAAAUAUUAUGAGGUUAUCUAAUCAGCUGGAAAUUAUUCAAAAAGAGUUAAAUAGGGAUAUGGAUAAUGAAAGCUUACAGUAUACUGAAUCUGCUCUAUGUUAUGAACUUGAUGGCUGGCUAGAAAAGGAGGAGGAGGAGAUGAGGCAGAAAAAUGCAGCAAAGCAAUGGUUAGUUCAGGAUAUCAAUUACAAGGAAAUAAAGAAUGCCCUUUUCCAAAUGCAUCCAGAUAAAGCACCAGGUCCUGAUGGCUUCAAUCCUUAUUUUUAUCAACAAAAUUGGGACAUUAUCAAAGGGGAUGUUGUUAUGGCAGUUAAAUCCUUCUUCUCAUCAGGGAGACAGAUAGGUGAGUGUUCAUUGCUAGCUCAUGAAUUGCUUAGAGACUUCAAUAAGAAACAUGGAAAGAGAGCAUGUCUGAAAAUUGAUCUGCAUAAGGCUUUUGAUAGUAUCAACAGAGAAUUUGUUUAUUAUAUCAUGCAUUGCAUGGGUUUUCCAAUUAAAUGGAUCGAAUGGAUUAAGGAAUGCCUUUCAACUCCUUCUUUUUCUGUCCUUCUAAAUGGCUGCUCCUCAGGAUUCUUUCAAAGUAAUCGAGGAAUUAGACAGGGAGAUCCUCUUUCUCCAUACAUCUUUGUUUUAGUUAUGGAAUUUUGGUCAAUUGGCAUGGAAAUAGCUACUAUUUCAAGGAAUAUUCAAAAUUUUCACAAGCAACAGGAUCUCCAAAUUUCUCAUAUUUUAUUUGCGGACGAUAUGUUGGUCUUUUGUAGGGCAAAUAAGAAAUCUUUUGAAGGCAUCAACAAUCUGCUAUCCUCUAUGGAAUUGAAUACUGGAUUGAAAAUAAACAGGAGCAAGAGUAAAAUUUUCUUCAGUAAAGGGUGCAAUAAUAAAGGUGAAUUAAGUUCUAUUGUGGGAAUUUCUAAAGGGAAAUUGCCUAUGAAAUAUUUGGGAUUACCUCUAACAGUUAACUAUCCAAAAUCGAAAGAUUUUCUUCCUUUGGUUGACAAAAUCAGAAAUAGGAUUGAGGGAUGGAUGACAACCUCCUUAUCUUUUGCUAGGAGAUUAGAACUAUUAAAAUCAAUCCUUUAUAGUACUUCUGCUUACUGGUACUUGGUAUUCAAGUUUCCACAAUCUAUUGUGAAAAGUCUGGAAUCUAUAUUUGCAAAUUUCUUGUGGGUUGGUAAGCUUCAUGCUAUUAACUGGAAUGAUGUCUGUCUGCCAAAAAAAGAAGGAGGUCUUGGUCUGAGAAAAAUUGAUGAUUUAAGUCAAGCUGCGGCACUAAAGCUGAUAUGGAGAUUACUUACUUCUAAUACACUCUGGGCAAGUUGGAUGCAAGGCAGAUAUAUUAAAGGGAAUAAUUUUUGGGAUACUACAUCUAAUUUAUUGGAUUCUGGAACCUGGAAGCAUUUAUCAAAUACAAAAGUUAAAGCUCUCGAAUGCAUUUCUCUUACACCCUCAAAUGCUAACACCUCAAUUACAGGUCAGCAAGAUGGUUGGAAAUGGCUGCCUACAGGUUUGUUGGGCCCUCAUGAGGGUUAUUUUUACACUUCUUCUGUGUUUACGCUGUUCAUUGUAAUAGUGUGA
Messenger RNA from Asparagus officinalis (garden asparagus), 2334 nucleotides. RefSeq lists its product as uncharacterized. The record is from RefSeq and is a predicted model, not a curated record. The coding region runs from base 1 to 2334 and encodes 777 amino acids. Gene Ontology annotation, molecular function: catalytic activity. NCBI's taxonomy places the organism in Eukaryota, Viridiplantae, Streptophyta, Magnoliopsida, Asparagales, Asparagaceae. The transcript has 7 exons.